AUGAGGGGGAUCAUCCUUGCACUAGUGCUCACCCUUGUAGGUAGUCAGAAGUUUGACAUCGAGCCUGGAUUCAGUAGCAGAAAGAGCUACUUGUACAGUUAUGAAGGCUGGGUGUUGAAUGGGCUUCAAGAAAAGAAUUUAGCCAAGGCUGGCGUGCGCUUGAGCUGCAAACUGGAGAUCAGUGGGCUGUCGGAGAACAACUACCUCCUCAAGAUCCGCUCCCCACAACUCGAGGAAUACAAUGGCAUCUGGCCCAGGGACCCAUUCACUCGAUCUUCCAAAAUCACCCAGAUGGUUUCCUCAUGCCUUACCCAGCCCUUCAAGUUUGAAUACAGCAGUGGACGGGUUGGAAACAUUUAUGGCCCAGAAAACUGCCCUGAUACUUGCAUUAACAUUGUGAGAGGAAUACUGAACAUGAUACAGAUAACCAUUAAGAAGUCACAGAACGUAUACGAAUUGCAAGAGGCUGGGAUUGGAGGUGUUUGCCAUACAAGGUAUGUCAUCCAGGAAGACAAGAAGAACAGCCGAGUCUCUGUGACCAAAACUGUAGACCAAAAUAAUUGCCAGGAAAAAGUGGUGAAGAGUCUUGGAAUGGCUUACAUCUACCCCUGCCCUGUUGACAUGAUGAAAGAAAGGAUCAUCAAGGGGACUGCCGCUUUCUCCUACAAGCUGAAGCAGUCAGACAGUGGUGCCCUGAUCACAGAGGCGGUGUCUCAGCAGGUGUAUCAGAUCUCACCCUUCAGUGAACCCACCGGGGUCGCUGUCACGGAAGCAAAACAACAACUCACCUUGCUGGAGGUGAAGAGUGAAUGGGGGAGCUCCCCAGACAUCUCCAUGCAGAGCUAUGGAAGCCUUCGAUACCAGUUCCCAGCAGUACUGCCACAGAUGUCAGUGCAGCUCAUCAAGACCAAAAACCCUGAGCAACGGAUAAUCGAAACACUGCAACACAUAGUCCUGAAUAACCAGCAAGAUUUCCAUGAUGAUCUCCCAUACCGCUUCCUGGAGCUCUUCCAGCUCUGCAAGCUGACAAGCGCUGACACCCUCGAAUCCAUCUGGAGACAAUGUUCAGACAAACCCCGCUACAGGCGGUGGCUGCUGAGUGCAGUCUCUGCGACGGGCACCCCAGAAGCUCUGAAAUUCAUUAAGAGCAGAAUCCGCAGUGAUGACCUCAGCUACCUUCAGGCUCUUCUGAGUGUUCCCUUUGCUCUCCAUUUCACAAAAGCUGAUGAAUAUACUGUUCCAAUAGCAGCAGAUUUAGUGACAAGUUCUCGAAUCCAGAAAAAUCCCUGGCUUCAACAACUUGCCAGCUUGGGAUACAGUUCUGUGGUGAAUAGAUACUGUUCUCAGACCUCAGCUUGUCCUAAAGAAGCUCUCCAGCCCAUCCAUGACCUGGCAGACGAAGCACUCAGCAGGGGCCGUGAGGACAAAAUGAAAUUGGCUCUGAAGUGCAUUGGCAACAUGGGAGAACCAGCCAGCAUCAAACGCAUCCUCAAGUUCCUCCCCAUCUUUUCAUCCAGUGCUUCUGGUAUCCCCAUCCACAUUCAGAUUGAUGCCAUAAUGGCCUUGAGAAAAAUUGCUUGGAAGGACUGCAAAACAGUGCAGGGAUAUCUCAUCCAGAUCCUCGCUGACGAGUCGCUUUCCCCCGAAGUGCGGAUGAUGGCUUGUGCUGUUAUCUUUGAGACAAGGCCUGCCCUUCCCUUGAUAACAACCAUUGCCAACGUGGCCAUGAAGGAGAGCAAUUUGCAAGUGGCCAGUUUUGUGUAUUCCCACAUGAAGGCUUUGUCCAAGAGCAGGUUGCCAUACACGUACAACAUAUCUUCAGCUUGCAAUAUUGCCCUUAAGCUGCUGGCCCCCAAACUGGACAGGCUGAGCUAUCGCUACAGCAAGGUCAUACGUGUUGGUGGUUACUUUGAUAACUAUAAAGUUGGUGCUGCUGGAGAUGUCCUUGUUAUGAACAGCCCAGGAACAAUGUUCCCAUCAGCAAUCAUUUCCAAGCUGAUGGCAUAUUCUGCAGGGUCAGUGGCUGAUUUGGUGGAGGCUGGUGUCCGUGUGGAAGGCCUCACAGAUGUCAUCGUGAAACGAAAUAUCCCAUUUGCUGAAUAUUCCACAUACAAAAAGAUAAAGGAGAUUGGAAAAGCUCUGCUGGGAUGGAAGGAGCUGCCAACAGAAACUCCCUUGAUAUCAGCCUACUUUAAACUCUUUGGCCAAGAGCUGGCCUACAUCAACAUCAACAAGGAAGUGCUACAGCAGGCUGUGAAGGCAGUGCUGGAGCCUGCAGCCAGGAGCACACUGCUGAGGAGGGCGGCAGCCCAGCUGCGCGCGGGCAUCGCGGCGCAAUGGACGCAGCCGCUGUGGCUGGGAGAGCUGCGCUACAUCGUCCCCACCGCCACUGGGCUGCCCCUGGAGUACAGCUCCUACAGCACGGCCCUGGCCAGGGCUGCUGCCAGCGUUGAUGGGAAGAUAUCUCCCCCUUUAACUGGAGAUUUUAGACCUUCACAGUUGCUCGAAUCCACUGUGCAGAUUCAUUCGGACAUAAACCCCAGCUUAUAUAUACAGAAAUUUGCAACAAUGGGUGUCAACACAGAGUACUUCCAACAAGCUGUGGAAAUUCAAGGCAAGGUCCUGACAAGAGUGCCAAUGAAGUUUGAUGCCAAGAUAGACAUGAAGCUGAAAAAUAUUAAGAUUGAAACAAAUCCAUGUCAUGAGGAAACUGAGCUGGUGGUUGGAAGACAUAAGGCUUUUGCUGUAUCAAGAAAUUUAGGAGAACUAGGUGUUGAAAAGAGAACUGCAAUUCUCCCAGGAGAUGCUUCAUCAAAUAUUGUGGAAGAACCUUUCAAAUCAUCAGAUAGAGCUUCCAGUGAAGAUUUCACAAAGCCGGAAGCUGACAGCGCCUCAAGGAAACGAGCCUAUGGCUCUCAAGAGGAUCUUGGCCCCGUCACGGGAAGGAAAGCUCAUAAACGAGACAUUUGUGUCAAGCUGCAGCACCUUGGCUGUCAGCUCUGCUUUUCCAGAAGGUCACGAGAUGCCAGCUUCCUGAAAAACACCUAUUUGCACAGACUCAUCGGAGAGCACGAAGCUAAAAUAGUCCUGAUCCCAGUUGAAACAGAUGCUGAUAUUGACAAAAUCCAGCUGGAGAUUCAGGCAGGAUCCAGAGCAGCUUCCAAAAUAAUUAAUGAAGUAAACGCGGAGUCGGAGGAAGAGGGUGAAUCAUCUCUGUAUGGGGACAUUCAAGCUAAACUGAAGAAGAUUCUAGGCAUUAACAAUGUGUUCAAGAUUGCAAAUAAAACACGACACCAGAAGAAGCGACCUUCAAAGAAAGAAAACACUGUGCUUACAGAGCUUGGGGCAGACCCUGAUACAAAACAUCCCUCCAGCUCAUCUUCUGCCUCCUCAGUUGCCUCCUCUUCCUCAUCAUCUGCUGUUUCUCCUCGUCGUAAAGAGGCUGGUGAUGAAGAUGAAAAUAAUCAAGAGGAGCAAGCAAGAAACAAAGAUGCAAGCAGCAAGAGCAGCAGCAGCAGUGGCAGAAGCAGCAAGAGUAGCAGCAGCAGUAGCAAGAGCAGCAGCAGCAGCAGCAGUAGCAAAAGCAGCAAGAGUAGCAGCAGCAGCAGUAGCAGCAGAAGUAGCAAGAGCAGCAGCAGCAGUGACAGAAGUAGCAAGAGCAGUAGCAAGAGCAGCGGUAGUAGUAGCAGCAGCAGCAGCAAGAGUAGUAGCAGCAGCAGUGACAGAAGUAGCAAGAGCAGCAGCAAAAGCAGCAGCAGCAAAAGCAGCAGUAGCAGCAGUAGCAGCAGCAAAAGCAGCAGUAGCAGCAGCAGUAGUAGUAGCAGUAGCAGCAGCAGCAGGAAGUCAUCAAGUCAUCACAGCCAUGGGCAUCAUUCAGGACAUCUGGAAGGUGGCAGCAGCAGCAGCAGUGCAUAUUCCAAAAUAUGGGAAGCUCAUGAGAUUUAUCAGUACCGCUUUAAAUCAGCACACAGACAAGAAAAGGUCCCAAAAAGUAAACUCCCAGAUGACCAAACUGACAGCUCACAUUCCUCUGCCAGAUCCAGUCACGCCACAUCUCGAGCUUCAUGGCCCAAGUUUUUGGGAGAUGUUCAAACCCCAGUGUUAGCAGUUUUGCUGCAUAGCAUCCGUGAUGAUAAGAAGAUAGGAGGCCUCCAGCUGGUGGUGUAUGCCGAUGUUGACUCCAUCAGGCCCCGGAUGCAGGUAUUUGUGUCCAACCUCACAGAUUCAAGCAAGUGGAAGCUCUGUGCUGAUGCUUCAGUCCACAAUGCUCACAAGGCAAAGGCCUACCUGAAAUGGGGACGGAAUUGCCAGGACUACAAGGUUUCAUCUGAGCUGGUAACUGGGCAGUUUGCUGCCCACCCUGCUGUACAAGUGAAACUGGAGUGGCCUAAAGUUCCUUCCAGUGUCAGAUCCAUAGCAGAAUGGUUUUACAAGUUUGUCCCUGGGGCUGCAUUUAUGCUGGGGUUCUCUGAAAAAGCAGACAAGAAUCCUUCUCGACAAGCCAGGUUGAUCGUGGCUCUAACUUCUCCAAGGACAUGUGAUGUUGUUAUCAAGCUUCCUGAUAUUACCCUCUAUGAAAAAGCCAUGAGGCUUCCCCUAUCACUUCCCGUAGGGCCAAGGACAUCAACGUCAGAGCUGCAGCCUCCCAGCUGGAAUGUCUUUGCUAAAGCCCCUUCUGCAGUGCUCGAGAAUUUGAAAGCUCAAUGCUCAGUUUCCUACAACAAGGUCUCAACUUUUAAUGAAGUCCGAUUUAACUACACAAUGCCAGCUGACUGCUACCACAUCUUGGCUCAGGAUUGCAGCUCUGACCUGAAGUUCCUGGUGAUGAUGAAGAACGCAGAAGAAGCUGGGAAUGUGAAAGUAAUCAGCAUCAAGAUUGGCAAUCAUGAGGUCGAUAUGCACUCUGCCGACGGACAGGUGAAGCUGCUGGUGGAUGGGGCUGAGAGCCCAGCAAACGUGUCAUUGACAUCUGCUGGUGCUUCUCUGUGGAUCCACAGUGAAAAUCAAGGGCUUGCACUUCUCGCCCCAGCCUAUGGCAUUGACAAACUGUACUUUGAUGGAUACACAUUCAGGAUCCAAGUUGCUUUAUGGAUGGCAGGGAAAAUGUGUGGACUGUGUGGAAAAUAUGAUGCAGAAUGUGAACAGGAAUAUCGGAUGCCCAAUGGAUAUAUAGCGAAAGAUGCAGUGAGCUUUGGGCAUUCUUGGAUUUUGGAAGAAAGGCCUUGUAGAGGAGCCUGCAAGCUGCGGCACGCCUUUGUGAAGCUGGAGAGGGCGGUGCAGCUGGCCGGGGUCGAGUCCCGCUGCCUCUCCACGGAGCCCGUGCUGCGCUGCAACAAGGGCUGCUCGCCCACCAGGACUGCCCCGGUCACCGUGGGCUUCCACUGCGUCCCUGCAGAUUCAGCCACCAUCCUGACAGACAAGCAGACGAAGUUUGACCAGAAGUCAGAGGAUAUGAAGGACACUGUUGAUGCACACAUAGCAUGUACUUGUGAGGAUGAAAACUGCACAUGA
Molecule: messenger RNA, 5511 nt
Organism: Camarhynchus parvulus
Lineage: Eukaryota; Metazoa; Chordata; Aves; Passeriformes; Thraupidae
Product: vitellogenin-2-like
Exons: 37
Coding region: 1-5511 (1836 amino acids)
Biological process (GO): lipid transport
Molecular function (GO): lipid carrier activity
Source: RefSeq, a predicted model, not a curated record